Molecule: messenger RNA, 4640 nt
Organism: Polyodon spathula (Mississippi paddlefish)
Lineage: Eukaryota; Metazoa; Chordata; Actinopteri; Acipenseriformes; Polyodontidae
Product: protein strawberry notch homolog 2-like
Exons: 32
Coding region: 255-4634 (1459 amino acids)
Biological process (GO): regulation of DNA-templated transcription
Cellular component (GO): nucleus
Molecular function (GO): chromatin DNA binding; histone binding
Source: RefSeq, a predicted model, not a curated record
GAAGUGUGCCAAUUCAAAAUGGUGUCCUUAAUAAGGAAGUGAAGAAAUUAAUCCGAAGGGAAAAAAAACACGAAUAAAUCCACGAUUCCAACAGAUUGUCCUGUUUUUAUCAACGGGGACGCGUUUCGAAGGAGACCGGGAUCACUACGGGCUACGUUUUAUAAAGGUCAUGGGUGGCAAGAAACCUGUCUAGAUAAAGACUUCGUUAUCCCUUUGGAAGGCCCUCACUUAGCCGCGAUGCAUCGGACAGCCUAAUGCUCUGGGUCUCUACACAUCCUGUCAUGGACGGGGAGAAUUACCUGCACCCAGAGGGACCCCUACUAGACAGUCCGAUGUUCAGCCUGUCGAACCCUUCGCUUCUCCCCACAGCCAUGGAGAACCAUAUGUCUCCAUCUAGUUCGUGGGCCACGUUCUCCUCACAUCAGGCAACAUAUAACUUGCACUACCCUAUGCAAUCUGGAAACCAGCAAUAUUUUAAUACCACUUCAGAGAUGCCCAUGGAAACGUUCAGUCCGCAUUUCCAAGACGGGGAUUUAAACCUCACCAGCCAUGCGAGAAAUGGAGACUUUUCUCAGGACCUUUCGUACAUUGAGGAAUUUUCCAACAACUCCCUGUUCUCUUCACCCACCGACUCCCUGUCUGAGUACGCCGAUAACCAAGGCUUCCUCAGCUCAGACAGCCUGAACCAAGUGCCAACGAUAUGGGACGUGAACACGCCGUCGCAGCCCCCCGAGCUAAACCCCAGCAGGUUUCAAGGUAUAAACAGUUUGGAAGAACUCUCCGCCAUCAUCAAUGCUCCUCCUCUCGGAGGCUACCAGAUACCUCCUCAGCCAGUAGUGGAGGAGGAAGAGGAGGUUGAUAAUGAAGAGGCAGAGGAGCUGGGACACGCAGAGACCUACGCAGACUACAAACCAUCCAAAUCUACGAUAGGAAACUCUCACCCAGAUAUCGUGGUUGAAACGAGCACAUUAUCCAGCGUACCCCCUCCGAAUAUUACAUAUACAGUCUCCAUCCCUGACAGUACAAUAAACAACGGGCUACUCUCUGCACUGCAGCUGGAAGCUAUCAUAUAUUCAUGCCAGCAACAUGAGGUGAUUUUGCAGAAUGGGCAGAGAGCAGGCUUUCUGGUGGGGGACGGAGCCGGCGUGGGCAAGGGCAGGACCAUGGCAGGCAUUAUUCUGGAAAACUUCUUAAACGGAAGAAAGAAAGCCCUGUGGUUCAGUGUCUCCAAUGAUCUAAAGUACGACGCAGAGCGAGAUCUCAAAGAUAUUGACGCUCCAAAUAUCCCUGUGCAUGCCUUAAACAAGAUUAAAUACGGUGACACAGCUACCUCAGAAGGAGUGCUGUUUGCGACAUACUCCGCACUGAUUGGUGAGAGCCAGGCAGGGGGGCAGCACAGAACAAGACUAAAACAGAUCCUGGACUGGUGUGGGGAGCGAUUUGACGGAGUUAUUGUGUUUGACGAGUGUCAUAAAGCCAAAAACGCCACGUCGACAAAAAUGGGCAAGGCUGUUCUGGACCUUCAAAACAAACUUCCUUUAGCAAGGGUGGUCUAUGCCAGUGCCACAGGUGCCUCCGAGCCAAAGAACAUGAUCUACAUGAGUCGACUGGGGAUCUGGGGGGAUGGCACCCCCUUCAGGACGUUCGAGGACUUCCUCCACACCAUUGAGAAAAGGGGUGUGGGUGCGAUGGAGAUCGUAGCCAUGGAUAUGAAAGUGAGCGGGAUGUACAUCGCCCGGCAGCUCAGCUUCGCUGGCGUCUCCUUCCGGGUAGAGGAGAUCAGCCUGGACAAAGAGUACAUGUUGGUCUACAACAAAGCAGCACGUCUGUGGGCUGAAGCCCUGGCUGUGUUCCAGCGAGCCGCUGACCUGCUGGGGUUGGAGUCGCGGAAGUCCCUGUGGGGUCAGUUCUGGUCGGCACACCAGCGAUUCUUUAAAUACCUCUGCAUAGCAGCCAAGGUGCGCCGCCUGGUGGAACUGGCAAACGAGGAGCUGGCCAAGGGCAAGUGCAUCGUGAUCGGUCUGCAGUCCACUGGGGAAGCUCGAACCCGGGAGGUCCUGGAUGAAAAUGAGGGGCGCCUGAACCGAUUUGUGUCUGCGGCAGAGGGAGUGUUUCAGUCGCUGGUACAGAAGCAUUUUCCAACUGAGAAAAGAAAAAGGGAGAAGGGGCCGGCAAAUAAAAGGAAACGUAAACCCAAGGGGCGUCAGACGAAGUUCCUGAAGCACUGCACUGAGAUUGGGGGUGUGAUCAACAUCAGCGAUGACAGCAGCACAGAGUCCGACGUCAUGGACAGCGACUCGAACUCCUCCCCUGACUCCCUCCUCGACAACGAUGACGUCAUUUUUGUCGACCACAUUAACUGUUAUGCUGCAAAACUACAAGAAAUGAAGCAAGACCUUCUGAGUAAGAUUGCAGUGCUGGGACAAGAACUACCUCUGAAUACCCUGGAUGCGUUGAUAGACAAGUUGGGCGGACCUGAUUGUGUGGCAGAGAUGACCGGGCGGAAGGGCCGCGUGGUGCGGAUGUCGGACGGCAGCGUGCGCUACGAGUCUCGAGCCGAGCAGGGCCUGUCCAUCGACCAUGUGAACAUCAAGGAGAAGGAGCGCUUCAUGUCAGGAGAGAAAUUUGUAGCAAUAAUCUCGGAAGCAGCCAGCUCUGGGAUCUCAUUACAGGCUGACAGGCGGAUAAAGAAUCAAAGGCGAAGGGUGCACAUGACCCUGGAGCUGCCCUGGAGCGCAGACCGAGCCAUUCAGCAGUUUGGUCGGACUCACCGCUCCAAUCAGGUCAAUGCCCCUGAGUAUAUCUUUCUGAUCUCCGAGCUGGCAGGGGAGAGGAGGUUUGCGUCCAUCGUCGCCAAGCGGCUGGAAAGUCUGGGUGCCUUAACCCACGGAGACAGAAGGGCAACUGAGUCGAGGGACCUGAGCAAAUACAACUUUGAAAACAAGUAUGGUACCAGGGCUCUGGAUAAGAUUAUUAAAGCCAUUAUGGGCCAGAUUGAGAGCAAGGUGCCAACUCCAAAAGGUUAUCCCGGUGGAGAUGCCUUGUUCUUUAGAGACAUGAAGCGAGGACUGAUGGACGUGGGCAUUUUCUGCAGAGAACCCCGAUUUGGAGUCGGCGUUGAGAAAGACUGCAGCAUCACAAAGUUCCUGAACCGCAUUCUUGGGCUGGAAGUUUACAAGCAGAACUCCCUCUUUCAGUACUUCAGUGACAACUUUGACUAUCUGAUCGAGAAGGACAAGAAGGAGGGCAAAUACGACCUGGGAAUCCUGGACUUGGCUCCAGGGAACGAUGAGAUCUAUGAGGAAACCCAGGAAAAGUUCCUCACUCCAGGAAACCCUCAGGAUGGGCAGGUGGUGCUCUAUAAGAUCACCGUAGAUCGAGGCAUGAAGUGGGAGGAAGCAAUGAGCAAAUUCGAAAAGCUGACCGGACCUGAUGAUGGCUUCUAUCUCUCAUACAAGUUGAGGGGAACUUACCCCAACGCCCUCCUGGCAGAACAAGGCCGCGGGAAAAACUUCAACCUGUACAAAGCGAACAUUGGGAAACAGGUCCAGCACGAGAGCUUGGACAACCUCUUCAAGAGGUACCGCAAGGUGAGCCCAGAAGAAGCCAAAGAUGCCUGGGAAAGUCAGUACAGUUUCUCCCGCCGGAAGUGCAGCCACGCCACUUGGAACGGGGAGUGCAAACUGAUCAGAGAGGGGAAGGAGUGCUGGCAGGGCAUGCGGCUGCGGCAGUACUACAUGCUGUGCGGGGCGCUGCUGCGCGUCUGGAAGAAAGUGGCCGACGCGGUUUCUGACAUCACCAGCUCCAGCAUCCUGCAGAUCGUCCGACUGAAGACCAAGCAGCACACGAAGCAAGUUGGUAUCAAGAUCCCGGAGAGCUGCAUUGCCCGCGUGCGGGAAGAGCUGACUCAAAUGAACGAGGCGUUGAGGAGGAAAAUUGAGGAGCGCCAAGAGAAGGCCCGUCAGGAGGAGAGGGAGCGGCUGACGAAGGACUUCCUUGAGAAACUCUACACCGCUAACCCCAGCGUAUCUGACUCCCCCGCCUCCUCCACCCAGCCCCUCGACCUCUCCCAAACCCAACCCAUGGCCCUCCACAACCACUACAGCCACAGCCUGGACGUCCUGGACCUCACCAUCAGCCCCAUCCCGCUUCAGGACAGUAGCGCGGGGCUGGGGCUGGGGCUCGAACCCACCAAGGGCAGCGGCUCCUCCAGCUCCUCAAGCACUGCCCCGCUGGGAGAGUUCAGCCUGGAGUCUCUCAUCGCGCAGCCCCAGCAGCAGCAGUUGCAGUCCAGCCAAGUCAGCCUCUUUCCAAGCUUCUCGCUUGAUUCCACCCUGGGCCUCCGCCAGUCCUACCAACUACCCAGCCAGCUGGCUAUCUCUGACAGUACUGCUGCCCCUGCCGCUGCCCCUGCCUGUCCUAGUUCUGUUUCUUCCACGGCUUCCUUGUCAUUGUCGUCGUCUUUGCAGCAGCAGCCAGGCUUCUUGCAGACUCCCCCACUGUCCAACGGGCAAAGCGAACUGGACGCCAUCAACUUCCGCGAGGUUCUAGAUAGUAUGUUUCGGACCACCCAGGAAAGCCAGCGUCAGUCUGUCAUUCAGUACGGGUUGAUGCCUUUCUGGGAUGACGAUUAAUGCACA